This is a messenger RNA of Phytophthora nicotianae INRA-310, 987 nucleotides long. RefSeq lists its product as hypothetical. The record is from RefSeq and is a predicted model, not a curated record. NCBI's taxonomy places the organism in Eukaryota, Oomycota, Peronosporomycetes, Peronosporales, Peronosporaceae. Bases 1 to 987 code for a protein of 328 amino acids. Gene Ontology annotation, cellular component: checkpoint clamp complex. Gene Ontology annotation, biological process: DNA damage checkpoint signaling; DNA repair. The transcript is spliced from 2 exons.
AUGUCCUGGAGUAGUGAUGAAGAAGACAUGGUCGCUGCAAGCGGUUCCACCAGCGCAGCGCCGUUGCCGACACUUACGUGCACCACAGAGAGUGUCAAGAUUCUCGUGACACUGUUAAGUUGCCUAGCGCAUGGUAAAUGCGACCAACGUGUACGCUGCGACGUAGACCGACGGGGUCUGCUCUUCACUGCGCACUCCAAGGGCAAGUCCCUGCAGAUCAAGACGUCAAUCGGACGAGAGCUCUUCGAGAGCUACAAGUUUGGUGCGACAGGACCCGAAUCAGCAGAAGAGUACGAAGACGAGGAUGACGAGGACGCUGUACAGCUGAGCUUUGCACUUAACGUCAAUCUCCUGAUCGAAUGCUUAUCCAUGUUUGGACCCUCUGCUUUAGCCACCACGUCACUUCGGAUGACGUACGAACCAGAGAGUGCAAGUUUGCUGCUGGUUGUGGAAGACAGCGGCGUAAUGUGCGAGUGCUCCAUGCAAGUUUUGGAGCACGAAGGCGGAGAUAUGGGCCAGCUGGAGUUCGAGACCGCGUUCGAGCAGUCAGCAGUAGUGGCACGCUGCAUUAUGCAGUCAGAGCCACUACGAGACGCUUUUGCUGAGCUCUACGAUCUGCCCAGUGCUGCGAGUGUGACUAUUGCCAUGGUCGAUACCGACAGCAGAAGCCCGGAAGCCAAAUGUCUAAGCUUGAGUGCGACGUCGGAGACGGGCUCGUGCGAGAUCGAUUUUGCGCCUACGUCGUCGGCUUUUAUCGAGUUUUCCUGUGCUCCGUCAAGUGAGGGCGACUAUGGUGGGAGUUGUGCUGCCACUUUCCACGUCGCGGUGCUACAGCAGGCGUUCAAGGCACUGACCCAUUCAAACGAAACUUUCCUUCGUAUGAACGGUGAUGGUUUCCUGUCGAUCCAGCACAUGAUUGAAAGUGGUUCAGGUGAUAAAGCUUUCGUUGACGCUUUGAUCAGCCCCGAGGACACAUCGAUUUCGUAG